AAGCCCAGCGUAGCCACUGCCGCCGCCCGCGGAGCCCGGAGUGUAGCGGAGAGGCGGCGAUGGAGGGAGUCAGCAGCCACCGAACCCUAUCCUACAGCCGCUGGAGCUACGACAGUGUCUUAGAUGAUGAGGGCAGCAACCUGAGGCAGCAGAAGCUUGACCGGCAGCGGGCCCUGCUGGAGCAGAAGCAGAAGAAGAAGCGCCAGGAGCCCCUGAUGGUGCAGGCCAAUGCCGAUGGGCGGCCCCGCGGCCGGCGGGCCCGGCAGUCGGAGGAGCAGGCCCCCCUGGUGGAGUCCUACCUCAGUGGCAGCACCAGCUACCAAGUUCAAGAGGCCGACUCACUCACCACCGUGCAGCUGGGAGCUGCUCACCCAUCAGCACCAGCCUCAGCCAAGAGAACCAAGGCAGCAGCUGCAGCAGGGGGCCAGGGUGGGGCCUCCAGGAAGGAGAAGAAGGGGAGGCAUAAAGGCACUGGCGGGCCAGAGGCACUGGCAGAAGACAAGUCCGAGGCCCGAGGCCCGGUGCAGAUCUUGACUGUGGGCCAGUCGGACCGUGCCCAGGACGCAGGGGAGACGGCGGCUGGUGGGGGCACACAGCCCAGCGGGCAGGAACUCCGAGCCGCGAUGCAGAGGAAGGGCAUGUCCAGCAGCAUGAGCUUUGACGAGGAAGAGGAGGAUGAGGAAGAGAACAGCUCCAGCUCCUCCCAGCUGAACAGCAACACGCGCCCCAGCUCCGCCACUAGCAGGAAGUCCAACAGGGAGGCUGCCUCAGCCCCCAGCCCGACAGCCCCAGAGCCGUCGGCGGAUGUCGAGGUCCAGGACCUUGAGGAGUUUGCACUGAGGCCAGCCCCCCAGGGGAUCACCAUCAAGUGCCGUAUCACGCGGGACAAGAAGGGGAUGGAUCGGGGGAUGUACCCCACCUACUUUCUGCACCUGGACCGUGAGGAUGGCAAGAAGGUGUUCCUCCUGGCGGGAAGGAAGAGAAAGAAGAGUAAAACAUCCAAUUACCUCAUCUCCGUGGACCCAACAGACUUGUCUAGAGGAGGCGACAGCUACAUCGGCAAACUGCGGUCCAACCUCAUGGGCACCAAGUUCACGGUUUAUGACAAUGGCGUCAACCCUCAGAAGGCAUCUUCCUCUACUUUGGAAAGCGGGACCUUGCGUCAGGAAUUGGCAGCUGUCUGCUAUGAGACCAAUGUCUUAGGCUUCAAGGGGCCGCGGAAGAUGAGUGUGAUUGUCCCGGGCAUGAACAUGGUCCAUGAGAGAGUCUCUAUCCGCCCCCGCAACGAGCAUGAGACGCUGCUAGCCCGCUGGCAGAAUAAGAACACAGAGAGCAUCAUCGAGCUGCAAAACAAGACACCGGUCUGGAACGACGACACCCAGUCCUACGUGCUCAACUUCCACGGGCGCGUCACUCAGGCCUCCGUGAAGAACUUCCAGAUCAUCCAUGGCAAUGACCCGGACUACAUCGUGAUGCAGUUUGGCCGGGUCGCGGAGGACGUGUUCACCAUGGAUUACAACUACCCACUGUGUGCACUGCAGGCCUUUGCCAUUGCCCUGUCCAGCUUCGACAGCAAGCUGGCCUGCGAGUAGAGGCCUCCUCGUGCCCCUCGGGGUUGCCCAGCCUGGAGUGGCGCCGCUGCCUGCCGUGGAGACAGCCCUGCCUGCUCUCUGUACAUAGGCCUCCUGCCAGACUAGCCUCUGGCUCUCAGUGGGCUCCCUGGCCCAGCCAGCCAGGACCUGGCCCCUCAGUCUUCUCUUCCAAGGCAGAGGAGGCAGUGGGUGUGUGUGAGGAGGGACCAGAGUGUAUUAUUUCUGAGCCCCAAGGUCCACACACACCCACAUUCAGGUUGGUCCUGCUGCAGUGGUGUUUGCCAUGGGGGUGACCCCUUCAAUAGGGAAGGCAGGAAGAGGCGUAGUGGGAGAGGAAGCACAAUGCAGGGUUGCGGGCCCACCUUCCUUGCAGCCCAGGAGUCGGAAGGCGGCAGGACCCCACAGCGAGGGCGCAGUGAGUGCGUGUCCAUGUGGGGGUAUGGCGACCCGACCCGGCAAAGUGCGUGCUGACCAGGCUGGCCCUUCCAGCUGCAGAAAGUUCUCCAACUCCAGAAAACCUUAGCCCAAACUGGGAAAGGUUAUGGGGG
Molecule: messenger RNA, 2140 nt
Organism: Condylura cristata (star-nosed mole)
Lineage: Eukaryota; Metazoa; Chordata; Mammalia; Eulipotyphla; Talpidae
Gene: TUB
Product: tubby bipartite transcription factor
Exons: 12
Coding region: 60-1592 (510 amino acids)
Biological process (GO): protein localization to cilium
Cellular component (GO): cilium
Source: RefSeq, a predicted model, not a curated record